Molecule: messenger RNA, 495 nt
Organism: Guillardia theta CCMP2712
Lineage: Eukaryota; Cryptophyceae; Pyrenomonadales; Geminigeraceae
Exons: 5
Coding region: 1-495 (164 amino acids)
Source: RefSeq, a predicted model, not a curated record
AUGGGAGCACACCAGCGCUUGGGAGCAAUGUCGAAGCUCCGAAUGAUCGACAAUGAAUUGUUACGAAUGAUCAUCGACUACGUUGUGGAGAGCACGGGCGUCCAGAGAUGGAAGUAUCUUCACGGACAGGACAAGCUUGCGCUGACUGACUUCACCACUUUCCGACAUGUUGUGCACGGAACCUUAGUGCAGAUCUCUCACGACAAUGGCGAGUACUACGAGGAUGACUUCCGUGCAAAAGGUUCAAUUUGCCAGCUGGACCAGGGCAAAGGAGAUCGAGUGCCUGCCGAUGGGAUCAUGGCUGGCAAGUGGCAGGUGUCGUAUCAUGGCCCCAACAUCUGCAUCUCGAACGUCAAACAUUCGGGUCAGACUUUGAUGCUGCAUGGAGACGGCUUUCUCUAUGUGCCCGAAACAUCGCCUGUGAUCUCAAUGCUCGGACUACCAGAGCCUCUAGCUCUGAAGGAAAUCUUUGUAGCAUACGUCUUCAUCAAAUAA